Messenger RNA from Thunnus maccoyii (southern bluefin tuna), 4218 nucleotides. It is a transcript of the gene nsmfb, whose product is annotated as NMDA receptor synaptonuclear signaling and neuronal migration factor b. Gene Ontology annotation, cellular component: cytoplasm; nucleus. Bases 232 to 2223 code for a protein of 663 amino acids. Gene Ontology annotation, molecular function: protein binding. Gene Ontology annotation, biological process: positive regulation of neuron migration; regulation of neuronal synaptic plasticity. The transcript has 18 exons. NCBI's taxonomy places the organism in Eukaryota, Metazoa, Chordata, Actinopteri, Scombriformes, Scombridae. The record is from RefSeq and is a predicted model, not a curated record.
CUGGAGACAUGAUCAGCGAUGAGCCGCUGCCUUGCGUGGUAUGCUUACCUCCCCACUGAAGUGGAGUCAGCAGUGAUGAAACAACGAUUCUGCCAGGCCUCCAGCUUUCCUGUCAUUGUGGGCUGCAUCAAUGGGACUACUGUCUGGAUCCAGGUUGAUCCAUGGUGUGUUAUGGCCUGUGUGGGGGAUUUUGGAUGGAGCCAUUCCCAGUGCUGAUGUUAUCAUGCAUUCAUGCAAUGUCGGCAGAAUGGGAAGAACAGGCCAACAUCCAACUUUGGAGUUGGCAGUGAGGAGUGGCUCAAACUCUACUUGAGAUGCAGUGGAGAGAACAGUCAGCAGGAUCCUGCUGAUUGUUGGACAGCUGUUGAUGUGUACAGUGGACUAGGCAUGCAAAACAACUUCAGCAGAUUUGUAAUGGAGAGUCUUAUCAGAGCAGCCAGAGCAUUCGGAGAAUACCUGUCCAAUACCAAUCCAGAAAACCGUAACGGAGCAGAUCAUCUAUUGUCUGACACCUUCCCCGGCCAGGACUGUGACUCUCCAGACGUCAGCCGCUUGCAUAACAACAACCUGCCACCACAGAGCCGCUGUUUGCCCAUAGCUAAGCCCAACCAUUCCACCCAGUCCAACCCCAGUGCUAACCUACAAUCCCAACCUCAGGCUAACACCCUCCAGACUCAAGCACCUUUAGGCCCCUCCAAACGUCGACUCUCUGUGGAGCGCAGUCUCUCCACAGAGAACCCACCGGGUGCCAGAGGCCCAGAGGGGGGUGCGGCAGUGAAGCCGGCGAGAGUGUACACGAUCACCCAGGAGGGAGGGAUGACCCUCGGGGGGCGCAGUAGUGAGGAGAGCCUGGAGCUGGAGGUGCUUAAAGGCUCCAGGGAGCAGCCUCUGUCCCAGGGUCCGGACCACAACCCAUCAUGCACCAGCCAACCGUCUGCUGCAGCCGCUCGUGGUAGCAGCCAUCACCGUAGCAGCCAUCACCGCAGCAACCAUCACCAUGCCCACCAGCAUCACGGAGGCUCGCUGUCAUCAUCGCAGCCACUGCAGAGCUCAGGGAGCGCCAACAACAUCCGGGACUGGGGGAUGAGGAGAGGGGGGUCGCGGGACGACUGCACCCCGGACUGCGUGGCCUGCAUUCGUGCUCCGUGUCAAAGCCAGCGCUCCCUGGACCUGGAUACCUCACCGCGGGAUGGGGGGAAGCACCGCAAGAAACUGGAGAGGAUGUACAGCGAGGACAGAGCGUCUACUGAUGACAGGGAGGACAAUCCUAAUAGCUGGUUCCCCAAAGAGAAUAUGUUCAGCUUUCAGACAGCCACCACCACCAUGCAGGCAAUAUCGGCUUUCCGAGGCAUUGCUGAGAGAAAGAGGAGGAAAAGAGAGCAGGAGGCAGCUACCAUGAUGGAGAGAAAUUUCCGCAAACACCUUAGGAUGGUCGGCAGCCGCAGGAUGAAGGUCCAGACCUUCGCCGAUCGCCGUGCCAAGAGUUUCAGCCGUUCAUGGAGUGACCCCACCCCUGUCAAGCCUGACUCACUGCAUGACUCCAGAGACAGUGGUGAGCUUCAGACCUCCUCAGGGACACUAGAUGAAGGGCUGGAUGAGGAUGCCGACUGGGAGGAGGAGAGGGAGAUGGAGAGAGCAGCCUGUGAAGGAGAGGACUUCAUCCCUCCUAAAAUCAUGCUGAUAUCCUCCAAGGUCCCGAAGGCCGAAUACGUUCCCAACAUCAUUCGUAGGGAUGACCCCUCCAUCAUCCCGAUUCUUUAUGACCAUGAACACGCCACGUUUGAUGACAUCCUCGAGGAGAUCGAGAAGAAGCUGACUGCCUACAGAAAAGGCUGCAAAAUCUGGAACAUGCUCAUUUUCUGCCAGGGAGGACCAGGACAUCUGUACCUGCUGAAGAAUAAAGUCGCCACCUUUGCCAAAGUGGAGAAGGAGGAUGACAUGAUCCAGUUCUGGCGGCGGCUCAGCAGGCUGAUGAGUAAGCUGAACCCGGAGCCCAACCUCAUCCACAUCAUGGGUUGCUAUGUGCUGGGGAGCGCUAAUGGAGAAAAGCUGAUUCAGACUCUGAAGAGACUGAUGAGACCCACCUCGGUGGAAUUCAAGUCCCCACUAGAGCUUUCUGCACAGGGCAAAGAGAUGAUCGAGAUGUACUUUGACUUCCGUCUGUUCCGCCUGUGGAAAAGCCGUCAGCACUCAAAGCUGCUGGACUACGACGACCUCUUGUGAUGUCGAUCCACCUUCUGUUGGCUUGUCGGCCGGUUAUCUCACGUCUGAGCCUACUUCCUGGUGACAGGGCGUUGGUUGAAGGGCCCCCGGAGAGGCUCCUAGACCGGGUCUGUGGUAGAGCUGGAGCAGCAGCAUCGCAGCUGGGUCUUUUUUCCCCCUUCUGAAGCGACAGGGUGGCCCUGUAGAUUCAGCCAGUGGUGUACCUUUUCUCCCUUAUCCAUUUUCAGUUUCUGCCUAUCUCUCAUGGGUGUUCUUGAAAAGAGAAGAGAUGGACAAGAAAAGGGUGGAGCGGCGCGGGACUCAUCAUUCUAGCCUAAAUGUGUCAGAAGACGCUAACUAGAGUCAGAUUUCUGAGUUCAGAGAGGACGGUAGAUAAAAGAGAGACAGCGGAGAACAGAGAGAACUCCUCUCUGACUUUAGAAGGUGACUGAUUUUAUUUUUUCACCUUUAGCCAACCUGUCUGCUCUUUCAAGAUGGAGGCUUCUAAGGAUGGAAGUGUUUCCUUUGUCAGGUGUGGAAAUUAGAGCUUAUAUGUAAAUAAACAAGUGCUUACUGGAGCAUUAGAGAAUAGACUAGCAUCUCUCUCCAUGCUAUCAUGUGAAAAUCUAGACAUUUAAUUAGUCUUAUUAAAAAGUUGAGGUGUCCAUUUAACACAGCUUUUUUUAAACUUCAAAUCAAUGUAUUAGUAUUUCGUACUGACUGUUGUAUUAACUCAGGUUAAAUCCAUCGUUUGAUACUAAGAAUUGUACUCACCGUUCGUAACGCAACAUACUGUAGAUCAGAAUCUAAAGCCUUCAUACUCCACACAGAGUCAUCCUCAGUGGACCGUCACAUAUCUUUACGUGUGUGAAUGGAGGAGGUUUCUACGUUUUCAUGGUCUAUGAAGUCAACUGUAGCCAACACACAGAUGUAUCCAUGCAUGUUUCAUUACAGCGUUACACUUUAACCCUGCUGAGCCGACACAAGCUGUUCUUUCUUGAGCUUGUCGGCUUGCGGGUGCUGAUCCGUUUUAACCUUUGUGUGUUUGUACAGUAUUGCAUGUGUGUGUCCAUAGUUUACAUAUGACACCUGAUUAAUACUCUUACUCUUAACAAAAAUACACUCUGUAUAUUUAAUUUAUUUCUUCACUUGAUUUACUCCUGUUUCUGGAGUAAAUUACAGUUUGUUAUUUAGGAUUUUUUUCUACAAGUAGCAGCAGAGUGCUGGUGGUGGUGGUGGUGGGGAAGGGGGGGUUAUUUUAUCUCUCCUCAUCAACACCAGUGCUCCAACAGUCAUUUCAGUGAAUAUCGCAAUAUGACGGUCUGUGUCUCAAAGUACAGUCGAUGCCGUACCCAUUUCUGGCAUUAAUAUCCAUUUUAAAACAUGAGGACAUUUGUGUAUUUUGUGUUAACAUUGAAACACUCCGAGUGUUGCACUUCCAUUAAAUUUGGGGACUUGUGAGAGACGGAUUUUUAAAAAGAUAAGAUGGUCAAAAUACAAACAGCAGAGGCUGAGAUAUCCUGACUUACUGAAAUCCUUUCAAGACCCCAAACUCCAUGACUCAAUUAAAAAUGUGAGGUCCCAAACCCUGAUGACAUCAUCAGGGUUAUUUUCUGCUACUUUGAAAAGUAAAACUAUGUAAAACUGAUGGAGGUCCCUUUAAAAUAUUAACAUUUACAAAGAGGGAAAUUAUUCAGCAGGAUGAGUAAAGUUUCAUUAAAUUCUUUUUGUCUUUUUUCAUAUUACACCAGGGCUAUUCUGAGCGCUUUUAAAACAAAGACUAGUAUUAGCCUGAUGCUGCAUAGUGGCCUAACUUGUAUUUAUUCCUCAAAAAAAUUAAGUUAUUCUAUUUUUUUUAAAAAGGGCUUACCCCAUUGUAUAUCUAAAAUACUCACACUCAUGAAAAGUAAGCAACUGCUUGAUAAAACAACUGUAACAUUGUGACAUUUACAUCGCUCCAUCUCAAGCUUGUGCUGAGGUGGUCUGAAAGAACAUGAUUCCUCAUCUUCUAUUAUA